CUUUUAUCAACAUCUCCCUCUCUCCCUCUCUGUGCUUCACAACAAGAACAUUGGUUUUUCUUCACAACAAGAACAUUUUGGCCUCCUGAGAAUUGUGUUUUGUUUCCUGAAGUAGUGAACUAAAUUUUGCACCAUAUAUGUAAUCAUUCAUACACUUAUCGAUCAAAUGUUGUUGCAUGCCUCUGUAGCUGAAUAGUUAAUGAUAUAAUGAGAGGAACAAUGGGAACUUCUCCUCGUGCAGUGGAAGCUCGACACCGUUUGCCUGCAUCCAUUGAAGAUUUAUACAAACGAAGACAGCCAAGAAGUAAAUUGAAAGAUGUAGAGAAACCUUUCCACUUACCCAUCCAAGAUAGGAACUCAAAAUGCAAGUUUCCUUUCUUGAAACUUAUCCUUUUGAUAACCAUUUGCGGCACUUUUGUAAUACUUCUUUACUCUCCAGAGGUUUACAAUACCAACCAUUUAUCAACCUCUGGCUCUAGGUGGAUAUGGGGAGGCUUAGACCCUCGGUACAUGACUAAUGUGGAUACUAACUGGGAUGAUAUAGUGAAAGUCACACAGAACCUGAUAGGGAAAAAUGAAUUUCAAGGGAUUGGACUACUAAACUUCAAUAACACUGAAAUUGUCCAUUGGGAGCAUCAUUUUCCUGAUGCCACACAUGUUGAUCUGCCUCUGGAGCAUGCUGCAAGAAAUGUGACAUGGGAGUCUCUGUACCCAGAAUGGAUUGAUGAGGAAGAAGAAACUGAAGUUCCCGUUUGCCCUUCUCUACCGAGUCUCAGAUCUCCGGGUGUUAGACUCAACCUCAUUGCUGUCAAGCUUCCUUGUAGGGACCAGGGGAAUUGGUCUAGAGACGUUGCUCGUUUGCACCUGCAGCUUGCAGCUGCUGGCCUUGCCACCUCUUUCAAAGGCAAUUACCCUGUAUAUGUGCUCUUCAUCACAAACUGCUUUCCAAUACCAAAUCUGUUUACCUGCAAAGAACUGGUUGGACAUGAAGGGAAUGCAUGGUUAUAUAGACCAAACUUGAGUGUUAUGGGAGAGAAAGUCCAGCUUCCAGUAGGAUCUUGUGAACUUGCCCUUCCUAUGAGAGGCAAAGAGCUGGUUUACAAUGGAAAUCCUCCAAGAGAAGCCUAUGCAACAAUUCUGCACUCAGCUCAUGUUUAUGUUUGUGGAGCUAUAGCUGCUGCACAAAGCAUUCGCCUCUCUGGAUCGACUAGAGACCUGGUAAUACUUGUUGAUGAGACAAUCAGCGGGUAUCACAGAAGCGGUUUGGAAGCAGCAGGGUGGAAGGUUAGAACAAUUCAGAGGAUCAGAAACCCAAAAGCUGAAAAAGAUGCUUACAAUGAAUGGAACUACAGCAAAUUCCGGUUAUGGCAGCUGACAGAUUAUGACAAGAUAAUAUUCAUUGAUGCAGAUUUGCUCAUACUAAGAAACAUAGACUUUCUCUUCGGAAUGCCAGAAAUCACUGCUACUGGUAAUGAUGCUACUCUUUUUAACUCGGGUGUCAUGUUGAUAGAGCCAUCAAAUUGCACAUUCCAGCUCCUGAUGGAUCAUAUUAAUGAGAUUGAGUCCUACAAUGGAGGGGACCAGGGAUACCUGAAUGAAAUAUUUACAUGGUGGCACAGGAUACCAAGACACAUGAACUUCUUGAAGCAUUUCUGGAUUGGUGACGAGGAAGAGAAGAAGCAAAUGAAAACCAGGCUGUUUGGUGCCGAGCCUCCAGUUCUUUAUGUCCUUCACUAUCUUGGUAUGAAGCCAUGGUUAUGCUUCCGGGACUACGAUUGUAACUGGAAUGCUGACAUAUUUCAUGAGUUUGCAAGUGAUGUUGCACAUGCAAAGUGGUGGAAGGUGCACGAUACAAUGCCUGAGCUUUUGCAGCAGUUCUGCCUAUUGAAGUCAAAGCAGAAGGCACAGUUGGAGUGGGAUCGCCGGCAGGCUGAAAUAGCAAACUACACAGAUGGGCAUUGGCGAAUCAAAGUUAAGGAUCGCCGCUUGAAGAAAUGCAUAGAUAAUUUAUGCAACUGGAAAAGCAUGUUGCGGCACUGGGGAGAGACGAAUUGGACAGAUGAUGAGUCUUUUACUCCAUCACCACCCGCCAUCACCACAUCGUCUCUACCUGCUUUAUGAGUUGCCACUUUCUAAUGUCCUCGAAUACAUUUAAGUUUCCUAGUGUUAGGGAUAAAGGAAAUACUUUUUCCUCAUACUUUUUGCAUGCAUAAAGGUGUAUUCUACAGUCUGGUUCUAAUCAUACAGUAACAGAUUUUGCCAAAAUUCAAUUAUUGAGGAAUUUAUUUGAAUCAAUUCGUAAUGUACGACUCUCUCUUUAGGCACAAAAGGAGAGACAGGGAAAUAUGAGGAAUAGGUGAAACGGAAGAGGUUCUACUACAAUAAUUCUAAACUGGACUGUAGACAUACUUCUCUCUCUUAGUUUCAACCCAUUCCAUUUUGUACAAGGAUAAGGAGAAUCUUGGUAAUCCAGAUUCCAGAUACAACAUAUACAUUAAAUGAAUGGAACAAAUGCUCACGAAUUCGCUGAGAUUGAUUGGAAAGUGAACACAUGAAAUGGAGG
This is a messenger RNA of Lotus japonicus, 2563 nucleotides long. RefSeq names its product UDP-glucuronate:xylan alpha-glucuronosyltransferase 1-like. The transcript has 5 exons. Lineage: Eukaryota; Viridiplantae; Streptophyta; Magnoliopsida; Fabales; Fabaceae. Gene Ontology annotation, biological process: xylan biosynthetic process. Gene Ontology annotation, molecular function: glycosyltransferase activity. Bases 208 to 2121 code for a protein of 637 amino acids. The record is from RefSeq and is a predicted model, not a curated record.